This is a messenger RNA of Sarcophilus harrisii (Tasmanian devil), 1512 nucleotides long. It is a transcript of the gene OTUD5, whose product is annotated as OTU deubiquitinase 5. Bases 105 to 1235 code for a protein of 376 amino acids. The transcript is spliced from 9 exons. Lineage: Eukaryota; Metazoa; Chordata; Mammalia; Dasyuromorphia; Dasyuridae. The record is from RefSeq and is a predicted model, not a curated record. Gene Ontology annotation, biological process: protein deubiquitination. Gene Ontology annotation, molecular function: K63-linked deubiquitinase activity; cysteine-type deubiquitinase activity.
GGUGUAGGCCCCGGCGCGGGAGGCAGCCCGGAGCGCGACGAAGGUGGCGCCGGCUACAACAGCGAGGACGAGGUACGCACGGCGGCUGCCAGGAGUCGAGAGCCAUGGACCCGGCCACCGUGGAACAGCAGGAGCACUGGUUUGAGAAGGCCCUUCGGGACAAGAAGGGGUUCAUUAUCAAACAGAUGAAGGAGGAUGGGGCCUGCUUGUUCCGGGCAGUGGCGGACCAAGUAUACGGCGACCAGGACAUGCACGAGGUUGUCCGGAAGCACUGCAUGGACUACCUGAUGAAGAACGCGGACUAUUUCUCCAAUUACGUCACCGAAGACUUCACUACGUACAUCAACAGGAAGAGGAAGAACAACUGCCACGGGAACCACAUCGAGAUGCAGGCCAUGGCCGAGAUGUAUAACCGGCCCGUGGAGGUGUACCAGUACAGCACAGAGCCCAUCAACACGUUUCAUGGCAUUCAGCAGAACGAGGACGAGCCCAUCCGGGUCAGCUACCAUCGCAACGUCCACUACAACUCAGUGGUGAACCCCAACAAGGCCACCAUUGGUGUGGGGCUGGGGCUCCCCUCCUUCAAGCCAGGGUUCGCCGACCAGUCCCUGAUGAAGAAUGCCAUCAAGACGUCCGAGGAGUCGUGGAUCGAGCAGCAGAUGCUGGAGGAUAAGAAGCGAGCCACGGACUGGGAGGCCACGAACGAGGCCAUCGAGGAGCAGGUAGCCCGAGAGUCCUACCUGCAGUGGCUUCGGGACCAGGAGAAGCAAGCCCGCCAGGUCAGGGGCCAAGCGCAGCCCCGGAAAGCUAGUGCCACUUGCAGCUCUGCCACAGCGGCAGCCUCAAGUGGUCUGGAAGAGUGGAGCGGCCGGUCCCCCCGGCAGCGGAGCACCGCGCCCUCCCCAGAACAGCAGGACCUUCACCCAGAGCUGGGCCCCAAGCCGCCCUCACCGGGCCACGCCCUCACUCUCGCCAAACCCCCCUCACCCUGCGCACCAGGUCCAAGCAGCCAGUUAGUAACAGGAGGAGACCGAGCCACCUCCCCCCUCGUGUCCCUGUACCCCGCUCUGGAGUGCCGGGCCCUCAUCCAGCAGAUGUCACCUAGCGCCUUUGGUCUGAACGACUGGGACGACGAUGAAAUCCUGGCCUCCGUCCUGGCCGUCUCUCAGCAGGAAUAUUUGGACAGUAUGAAGAAAAACACAGUACACAGAGACCCCCCGCCAGACAAGAGUUGAUAACCAGGGACUGGAGCCCCCUGCCCGCCCUUGCCCCUUCUGCUUUCCGCCACUCUGCCCUCCCCUGGCUAAUCCUUGGGAGAUUCCAGCACUAGGGUCCAGCCUUGGCCCCACCUUGGAUCUCGUGCCUCCCUCCACCUACCUCCUCCCGACCCCUAAGUCACGCCUUCUUGAGCUCCUCUUCACCUAAACUCCAUGGAUUCAGUGGUGGGAUGACCGUGGGCGGGCCCGGGCCACGCUGGACACCCCCUCUUCCCCCUCUUCCUUCCCCCCCCCC